AUGGCUGUUUUAUGGAUUACCCAGUUUAUGAUUGUUACUCUUAACAUCUUUUUGGGAAUCCUGUUUGUCCUGGCAAACAAAGACUUUUGUGGAAGCGUUUUUGAAACUCAAGUCGGUGAGUAAAUACUUAAAAUGAAAAACCAAAACAAAAAAAAUUAAAAAAAACCAUUCUUAUACUCUCUUUCUUUAGCUAAUAACUACAGGGAACGCUUUUUUCCUUUCAGACCAUGCCUUGGUUGAUCAUGUUAUCCAGACAAAUGUUGUUGUGGACGAGUUUGAAUGCCAGUUAAAAUGUAUGGGAAAUAACAGCUGUAAGUCGAUCAAUGUUCAUCGCGGUGACAGCAAUGGAAAACGUAGCUGUGAGUUGAAUAAUAAAACACGGCAGAUGAAGCCAGGUCAUUUUAAAAAGAAAAAAGGAUCUACAUACUAUAGCUCUGUUCAGGUGGGUUCUAGGUUGAGCAGGUUUGUUGAUAACUUUCCUAUGUAAUUCACUGCCAAGAACAAUGUUUCGGAACUACUGCUAUAUACUAAUGAAAACUGGGAGAAUCAAUUGUUAUUGGCUUAUAAAUAGGCGUUCACUUCGUAAACAGAACACCAGACAGUUAAAAAUCUCGGGAAAACUUUUCUCCAAGCGAGUCUUAGUUAUCUUCAUCAUUUUGCAAUUCCCGUUUUGCAACAACGCGAGAACCAAAAGGUUUCCUUUCUGCUUGUAUAGCAUCUUCUGAGUGUUGACAUUAGUGUAAGGGCAACGUUGUUUUUUGAAAACGCACAUUAAGCGUCUGAAUACUGAUAACGAGAAAACAAGCUUUGUUUACUCUGAACAACGAUCGAAGGCAGAACGUGAAGAAAAAAGUUCACCUUUCUGUUUUACUAAUCAGGCCUCCUGCUUGGAUAUUUCUCGCGGGCGAAAACAAACAACUAAAAGCGGCCAGUGUCAUCCGGAAUACAAAGGAAAACAUUGUGAAACACGUAAGUGGUGAGACUGUUCUAGAAAAGUUCUACUUUAGACGUUGUUAAACGAAAUACAUGACUAUUAAGUGCUAUGAGGAUAGUGUGAAUUUUCAAUUGAAAACUCCUUUUAAAACCCAUUUCUGAAGAUAAAUGCGGACAGCCAUGUGCAAGUUUGCGCAUAGCUUUUUACCUUUUUUCAGCGUCUUAACUGGUGUGUGAGGAUUAAUAAACCCAUCAAGAUCAAAGCUCAUUUCCUUUUCAGCUACCAGAGGCUUAUAUUUCAAUCAGCCUGGUAAUUCCUGUAAGGACAUCCGAAAUUAUUUGGUAAUUGACCCUAAACCACGACAUUAAAGAAUAGUACAUAUUUAAUUUCGCAGCUGUACCUGGCUGGUCUUCCCGUCAUCCUGCUCUGUCCUGCAAGCAGAUUUUGGAAGCUGGGAACUCUAAAGGAGACGGAGAGUACUGGAUCGACCCUGAGAAAAAUGGAAGUUCUUUAAAAGUAUUUUGUGACAUGACAACUGAUGGAGGUAAGCACUGUAAAUAA
This is a messenger RNA of Pocillopora meandrina, 1495 nucleotides long. The record is from the annotation of a GenBank genome assembly. NCBI's taxonomy places the organism in Eukaryota, Metazoa, Cnidaria, Anthozoa, Scleractinia, Pocilloporidae.